Molecule: messenger RNA, 2546 nt
Organism: Lobosporangium transversale
Lineage: Eukaryota; Fungi; Mortierellomycota; Mortierellomycetes; Mortierellales; Mortierellaceae
Exons: 2
Coding region: 402-2450 (682 amino acids)
Molecular function (GO): protein binding
Source: RefSeq, a predicted model, not a curated record
AUAAAAUAACAAAAAAACCUCUUCUUCUACCCUUUAUCUCUUUUUCUUUUUUCUCUUCGCUUUCCUUUCCCCUUUGUCCUUUCCUUUCAUCCAUUCAUCCUUUCCUUCCUUCCUUCCUUCCUUCUCUCCUUCCUUCCUUCCUUCCUUCCUUCCUUCCUUCCUUCCUCUUCAUUUCUCCUCAUCGCUGACUCUCUUUUUGCUUACAUCAUUGAUCCUGUCACAAGCUCACUUUUCCUGACCUCCCCCUUGUCACUCCUCUCUUUCUCCCCGCCUUGUCUUUCUCUUUCUAGUUCAUUAACCCUGUCUUUAUAUCCUUCCUCUCAAAUCACAUCUUGCUCUUUUCUCCUAUCCGUUGCAUUUUCUUUUUUCUUCACUCUCUAACCGCCACUCUAUCACAUUUAAUGGCCGGUCCCACCAUGUCAGCCUCUCAUAUUAUCCAUCGCGGACGUAGCGUCUUCUCAAAGCUCAACAAGAAAUACAGGCUCCCUGUCUCCACUGUCUCCUCUGCUAGUGGUGCACCUAUUUGCUCUUCGUCCUCUUCCUCUCUAUGUCCCUUCUCAACCACUUCUUCCUGCGAUUCAUUCUCAAAAGCAAAUGCACCUUUGGCAGAUACUUCGGUUGCUUCUGCAGUUAUUCAGGAUCCUCAGGAUGCUGCCCGGGCUCAACGCCUUUUUGAGCUUGCUCAGCAGUUGCUCUUUGGCCGUCACGGCCACACAAAGGACGAAGCUGCGGCUGUCGAAUAUUACCGUAUGGCUGUGCAACUCGGUCAUUUGGAGGCGCAGGGCGCUCUCGCUUUUUGUUACGAAUUCGGCCUAGGAAUCCAAGCGGAUUUCGUAGAGUCUGAACGCCUUUACAUCCUCGCUGCGGAACGAGGCAAUGGUCUUGCCAUGUCUCGCCUUGCUUUCUUGCGCAAGUAUGGCCGUCCAUCUGUCAAGAUCGAUCGUAUCGAGUCCGAGUACUGGCAGCAAAAGAUCAACCAACAAGGCCCCUCCGCCUUGACCUGGCUCAUGGAAGCUGCCUCUGUCGAUAACCACGACUGCUGUCAGUAUGCUCUCGGUGUCUGCUUCCAUGAUGGUGUCGGAGUCGAGAAAAAUGCAACUGAAGCUUUUUGCUGGUACCAAAAGUCUGCUGAACAAGGUAAUGCACGUGGCCAAGGUAUCCUUGGCUAUUGCUAUGGCGAGGGCUUUGGUGUGGAGCGCGACCGUCAUAAGGCCAUGUACUGGUAUCGCAUUGCUGCUGAACAGGGCGAGUCCGUAGCCUUGUAUAACAUCGGAUACUGUUAUGAAGAUGGUCUCGGGGUCGACCGUGACCCUUAUGAGGCCGUCAAGUGGUAUCGUCGUUCCGCCGAGCUCGGCAAUGCUUUUGCUCAAAACUCACUCGGAUAUUGCUAUGAGGAUGGCGUCGGGAUCGAACAAAACCUGGAGCUCGCAGCAGAAUGGUAUACAAAAUCAGCAGAGCAGGGUUACCCCUGGGCAGAGUGCAAUCUCGGAUACUGCAAUCAGAACGGUAUCGGUGUGCCUAAGGAUGAUGCCAAGGGCGCAUACUGGUAUCGUAAGGCUGCUUUACAGGGACAUGCACGUGCUCAACACAAUCUCGGAUUCUGUUACCAGAACGGCAUCGGUGUUCCUAAGGACCCUGUCGAGGCCGUCAAGUGGUACAUGAAGUCUGCAGAACGCGGUAACAUCUUUGCGUUCCAUUCACUUGGAUAUUGCUAUCAGAACGGAAUUGGUGUUCAGCAAAACCUUGAUGAAGCCGUAUACUGGUACUAUCUCUCCGCUGAGGAGAACCAUGCGCCUGCUCAACUCUCUCUCGGUUAUUGCUUCCGUAAUGGGGUCGGUGUGCCCAAGGAGCCUAAGGAGGCUGUCAAGUGGUUCUAUCGUUCUGCCAUUCAAGGAAACGCGCUUGCUCAAAACUCUCUUGGAUUCUGCUAUGAAGAAGGUCUCGGUGUUGAAAAGGAUCGCAAAAAGGCUGUGUUUUGGUAUGAAAAAUCAGCAGCACAAAACAAUCCUUGGGCUCAGUGCAACCUUGGCUUUUGUUAUGCCAACGAGAUCGGUGUGGACCAGAACUAUGAAAUGGCAGUCAAGUAUUAUUCUUUGGCGGCCGCUCAAAACCACGCUCGUGCUCAAGACAAGCUAGGCGUAUGCCUACAGCUCGGUCAAGGAAUUGCACAGGAUGUUAAACUUGCUGUCCGUUAUUUCAGACUUGCUGCUGAGCAGGGCCAUUUGGCAGGACAAUACCAUCUCGCCAAUGCUUUGGAAAAGGGCUUGGGAUGCGAUGUCGAUCUUGAGGAGGCAUCUAUGUGGUUCGAGCGUGCUGCAGCAAACGGAUGCAGGACUUCACAUGAGCGACUUCAGCGUUUGUUAGCACGCGCAUGUCUCCAGAAUGGCCUGGAAAGCAACUAUAACGGGCUAUUCCUUGGUGCUAUUGGACACUGUGCCCCUGCAGCAUAAUUUAUUGAUCCUGUUUCUAUGUUUCUAUUGUGUAUUCCCAGGGCUAUGAAACCCCAAGCUCUUCAUGCGUCAUAUUCCAUUUCUUGCAUUCUUUCC